CAUUCAGGGCGACUGAAACACAAGUAUAAUUGAGCUGUUGUGUGUCUGUGCAGUACUCAUGCAGUAAAAUGGCAGAAGCCAGGUUUUCUCAAGACGAUUUCAUGUGCCCAGUGUGUCUGGAUCUCCUGAAGGAUCCAGUGACCAUUCCCUGUGGACACAGCUUCUGUAUGGGAUGUAUAACAGACAGCUGGGAUCAGCAGGAUCAGAUGAGAGUCUACAGCUGCCCUCAGUGCAGACGGAUCUUCAACCCAACGCCUGAUUUAGCUAAAAACAUCAUGCUGGCUAAAGUGGUGGAUAAACUGAAGAAACCUCCUGGUCACUCUUACGCUGGACCUGGAGAAGUGCAGUGUGAUGUCUGUGCUGGAAGAAAAUACAAAGCCGUCAAGUCCUGUCUGGUGUGUCUGGAAUCAUACUGUCAAACCCAUUUUGACCAUCAUGAGGAUUUUCACUCAUGUAAGCGCCACAAAGUGACCGAAACCACUGGACAACUGCAUGAGAAGAUCUGCUGUCAACAUGACAAGCUUCUGGAGUUGUUUUGUAAAACUGAUCAACAGUUUAUAUGUGUGCUUUGUUUGAAGUAUGAACAUAAAAACCAUGACACUACAUCAGCUGCCGUACACAGGACAGAGAAACAGAAUCAGCUGAAGGAGACACAGAGAAGGUUCCAGCAGAGAAUCCAACAGAGAGAGAAAGAUCUUCAGCAGCUGAGAGAGGCUGUGAAGUCUCAUAAGCGCUCUGCACAGACAGCCGUGGAGGAGAGCGAGAGGAUCUUUACUGAGCUCAUUCGCUCCAUUGAAAAAAUGCGCUCUAAGGUCACACAGCGGAUCAGAGAUCAGGAAAAGGAUGCAGCAAGUCGAGCUGAAGAACAACUCGAGCGACUGGAGCAGGAGAUCAGUGAUCUGAGGAGGAGAGACGCUGAGCUGGAGCAGCUUUCACAAACACAGGAUCACAUUCAUUUGCUUCAGAGCUUCCAGUGUCUCUCAACACCUCCUGAAUCUACAGAAGUACCCAACAUUCUCUUCAGUUCUCUCUUCUCUUUUGAUAGCAUGAGAGAAUCUGUCCGUCAGCUGAGAGACAAACUGAAGGAUUUCUGGAAAAAAGAGCUCAGAAACAUCUCUGACAGAGUAACAUUCACCAACUUUGUUCCCAGGACCAACAACGACUUCCUACAAUAUUCCCAUCAGCUCACUCUGGAUCCAAACACAGCUCAUCAACGGCUUUAUCUGUCCAACAGGAACAGAGUGAUUACUAAUACUUCCAUAGGGCAGCUGUAUCCUGAUCAUCCAGAAAGAUUUGAUUAUUGGCUUCAAGUGUUGUGUAGAGAGAGUGUGUGUGGACGCAGUUACUGGGAGAUUGAGUGGAGUGGGGUGUAUGGUGUGUAUAUAUCAGUGUCAUAUAAGAGCAUUAGCAGAAAGGGAGGGGGUUAUAACAGUUGGUUUGGACAUAAUGAUCAGUCCUGGAGUCUAUUCUGCUGUCCCUUCAGAUUUUCAUUCAUCCACAAUAAGAUAGAGACUGAUCUCCCUGUAGUGUCCAGUCGUAGAAUAGGAGUAUUUGUGGAUCACAGCGCAGGAACUCUGUCCUUCUACGGCGUCUCUGACACAAUGAGACUCAUCCACACGGUCCAGACUACAUUCACUCAGCCGCUCUAUCCUGGGUUUUGGGUUUAUUAUGACUCAACAUCAGUGAAACUGUGCUGAUGAAUCAGAAUAGAUUCAUAAGAAAUUCUACCCAUAAUGCUUUGAACUGCAUGACAAAUCAGUGACAGUUAGAAAAUAUGUACUUGGGUGCUCCAUAUAGUUUCAAAGCAGGUUUACAUAAAACAAUGAUGGUAAGUAACUAUAAAGUUAACUUUAUUCUUCUCCCAGUACACCUGCCACUUACUUACAUGUAUUUUGGGAGAAACUGAUGAAUUAACGAGAUGUAAAUCCAACUGAGAGGACUCCGAGCAGCUGCGCAAACAGACAUGCUGGUGUCCAUCUCACAUUACAGAUCACAAUCAAGAUCAUUUAGAACUGUUUUUAAACAAUAUAAGAGACCAAUUUGCACAUAUUUGUGAAUCGGAAUAUCAGAUAGUUGAGGAAAUGGUAAAUGAGUUUAUACAUAUUUUAAAAACUACUAAGUAAUCAAUCUGUCAUACAGUGUUAUUGUGGCAAUGGUGUGUCAUGUGACAAUGUUCGCCUAAAAACUCACUCUGGGGGAACUCUGGAAUAUUUUAAACACCACUGAAAUGGUUGAAAUGUCAGAAUCUGUGUGUAAUUUGUGACAUUGAUAGUAAUGUAGCUUGUACUAGUCCUGCUGGAUUCAUUUUUGUUACUUUCCAGUACAUGUGUCAUUUUGAUUUCUCCCAAAAAUAUUACUUAAUGUUAUCGCAUAGGACUAAAGGGGUGGUCACUCUAGACUUGAAAUGUGCGAAAUUAUUUUGGACGCUGUUGCGAAUAUGGGUGGGAGGAAGAUUAUACGGUCUCUCCUCAAUUAUCACAUGGAUUAAUAUGUGCUUGUACUGUGUCUUUUGCAACGGCGUUGAAAGCGUCUUAUUAUAUUGUACUUUCUGUAUCUCUCUCUAUGUAUUAUAUAAAAUAAAAUGCUGCGCUACAGCUAAAGUUA
Carassius gibelio (silver crucian carp) is the source of this 2604-nucleotide messenger RNA. Its product is annotated as tripartite motif-containing protein 16. Bases 69 to 1697 code for a protein of 542 amino acids. Lineage: Eukaryota; Metazoa; Chordata; Actinopteri; Cypriniformes; Cyprinidae. The transcript is spliced from 6 exons. The record is from RefSeq and is a predicted model, not a curated record. Gene Ontology annotation, molecular function: zinc ion binding; protein binding.